UGAUCUUAUAUAUGUUUGAAGCUAGCUUGAUUAAGCUUAAUUGAAUCCUAGUUUUGUCUGUGUUUGUGUAUUGGGUCAAAUUGGUAUUGAGAGAAUUUUGAUUAGUUUGGAGGGUUUUGGUUUAGAUUUAGAUUUUUGAGUACAUGAACAGGUUCAGAAAUGUGCUGCUACGAAAGUGCAAGAGCCUGUCACGUUCUCUCUCGAGGUCGAGCUCCUACAGGAACCUCCGGUCCAUGUCCACCAGGGAGCUCGGCGGCGGCGGCGGCGGCGGCGACGGUGGAGGUCACCAUGCGGUGCCUGCCGGCGGCGGCGGCGACCGCGCGGUGGUGUUCGUCGGCAGCUCGCGGCGGCGGUACGUGAUCAGCAGCAAGCACCUCAGCCACCCGCUGGUCGCCGCGCUGAUCGACGACGCGGUCCCGGCCGCGGGUGCCGGCGGCGGCAACGUCACCGUCGCAGAAGGAAGGGAAGGCGGCGGCGGCGGCGGCGGUGGGGUUGAGAGAAGGACAGCGGCUGCGACGGCGACAUCGACGACGACGACGACGACGAAGCCGAUCGCCGUCAACUGUGAGGUCGUGCUGUUCGACCACCUGCUGUGGAUGCUGGACAACGCCGUCGACCUCCGCGCCGGCGGCGACGGCGACGACGACGACGCCGCCAUGAGGGAGCUCGCGCAGCUCUACGCCUACUAGCUGCUGCUGCUGAUCGAUCAUGGAGAUCAACUUAAUCAACACCAUCAACUUUAGUUAAUUACUCGGUACAUGCGUGCUUGCAAUUGCAUGUUGUUAAUUAGUUCUUUCGAUCAAUUAACCUGCUUUGAUUGAUUUGAUUAAUUUUAGCUUUUGAUGCUUCUUUGGUUGUCGCGCGAGAUCCAAAAGAGAUUCUUCGGCGCGAUGAAGAAGAUGAUCAAUAUGAUGUUCAUGCAAAUGUCUGAAAAUGGGCGGUCUACAUAUGAAAAUAAAUUCGGAACAGCAGAGGCAUGAAGGCACAGAACAGCUGAACUGAACAAGAAGAUAUAAUUAACGGCAGAUGACAGGAUCGACAGGCCACCAAAUACA
Oryza brachyantha (malo sina) is the source of this 1055-nucleotide messenger RNA. Its product is annotated as serine, glycine, tyrosine and glutamine-rich protein-like. The coding region runs from base 144 to 689 and encodes 181 amino acids. The transcript has 3 exons. NCBI's taxonomy places the organism in Eukaryota, Viridiplantae, Streptophyta, Magnoliopsida, Poales, Poaceae. The record is from RefSeq and is a predicted model, not a curated record.